AGCCGCCGAGGCUCGAAUCCAGAGGUGUGGCACAGCAACGCCGCGCAAUCACAGCUGGACCGAGCACCGGGACCAAAGAGUCAUGCCGUCGGAGGUCUGGGCGCCGGCGCGGUCGCCCGCGAUGGCCUGCGAGCAGCCCGCGGCGUCCCCGGCGCCUGGCCCGGAGCUCGCCGGCGGCGCCGCCACGGGCCCCAUGCCCGACGACAGCGAGCACGGCGGCUCGCCCGCCACCGCGGACGGUGGCGCGGAGGAGGGCAGUCCGGCGGCGGCUGGCCGCCAGGGCGCCGCCGGGUCGCCGGGCGAGGGGGAGGC
This is a messenger RNA of Prorocentrum cordatum, 312 nucleotides long. NCBI's taxonomy places the organism in Eukaryota, Dinophyceae, Prorocentrales, Prorocentraceae. The record is from the annotation of a GenBank genome assembly.